ACAGCGAGAAGGGUCUGAACAGAUUGUCCUGCAGCCUGGAGUCAUGGGACAGACAUACAUCUCCUUCACCCUCUCUUUAAUGAUGACUGUGGGAGAUUAACAUAGCUUGCACCUGUUUCGGUGUGUGCAUGUAGAGCCCUACUUCAUUGUCUACUCAUUGGCAACUCUGCAGAAAGGCACCUAGAAUCAGGAUUGUAGCCGCACACUGAAGUAUAAGAACUGCAUCUGAAUCAUGGGGAACAUUUUUGGGAAUUUGCUGAAGAGCCUCAUAGGGAAGAAGGAGAUGAGGAUCUUGAUGGUGGGGCUCGAUGCUGCAGGAAAAACAACAAUACUCUACAAGCUGAAACUGGGGGAAAUAGUCACCACAAUCCCAACAAUUGGGUUUAACGUGGAGACGGUGGAGUACAAGAACAUCAGCUUCACUGUGUGGGAUGUGGGUGGGCAGGACAAGAUCCGCCCCCUCUGGAGACACUACUUUCAAAACACGCAGGGUCUAAUCUUUGUGGUGGACAGUAAUGACAGAGAGCGUGUGAACGAAGCAAGAGAGGAGCUGAUGAGGAUGCUGGCUGAGGAUGAACUGAGAGAUGCAGUCCUCCUUGUGUUUGCCAAUAAACAGGACUUACCAAACGCCAUGAAUGCUGCAGAGAUCACAGACAAGUUGGGCUUACACUCCCUGCGUCACCGCAACUGGUACAUCCAGGCCACAUGCGCCACCAGCGGCGACGGCCUCUAUGAGGGUCUUGAUUGGCUGGCCAAUCAACUCAAGAACAAGAAAUAAGAAGAAAACUGGAAAAAGCCGCCAGCACCCACACCCGACCAACUUUUGAUUUGUUUUGCGAGUUAGGUACAAGGGUUUUGAUUGAUAGGUGAAAAGCAUGAUUCUGGGUUUGGGGAGACUUUAGGCUUGAAUUUUCUGUCUGUUGAGGUUCUAAUAGUUUUCAAUGCUUAUUGAAAACAGAUUGUUAUGUACUUCAUAUUUAACCAAUCACACACGCACACACGCACACGCACAAAUGCACCCUAACCGUAAGCAAUCACAGCAGACACUUUCCUGUGUCCACCUCUUGUCCUUAGGUGCAAUGUACUGUAUGUUAGUCUAUAGGUGCUGUACCAAGUCAUGUGUGACUCCACUGACUCAGCAACGAGUCAAGUGGGACUUUUUGUUGAUGUACAUCUUUCAACUGUCAUUCGUCCAUGCAAAGAACUGUUCUGUGUCAGUUGCACUUCCUGUUUUGUUUAGUUUUUUUUCUUUCCCAUGGCCAUGUUUGAGAACAAUCACAGCUGGCCGAUUCAUGUCACUAUAAUUCACUUUAAUGGUUUGCUCUCCCUUUUAAUUUGUGAGCAAUGCUGAGGCACUUUGAUACUCAGAUAAAGUGUAUGUGUGUGUGUGUGUGUGUGUGUGUGUGUGUGUGUGUGUGUGUGUGUGUGUGUGUUUGAGAGAGAGAGCGUGCACACAUCCCUUGUGUGUGUGUUUGUGUGAGCAGCCCAGUUGCUAUUAAUCCUGAACAACUCAAAAGGACUGGAGUUUCCUCACACGUCCUCUUACUGCCUCAUUUUGGAAAUCUUUUUGAUAUCUGUGGCGUGUUUCUACUCCCUCCCCCCAUGUGGCAACCUGAAGCGCCCAAGCCGCCCUUUUUAAAUAUUUUAAAAUGCACAACACGUUCUCGGCAGCCUGGUCUGCAUGCAUCCUGGUAGAUCUUGCUCACAUUGUUACAAACUGCAUGGACGUUGACGCUGUUUGUAGGUUUUCUCUAACUGCCCUCAUCGUGUUCUGGUGCUGUUUACAGUAGGACGUAGAAACUAACAGAACUGGUUUCUGCAUGUAGUCAUCAACAUGCGCUAAAUUCAGUAUAAUCAGCUUUAUGGUCUUUUAAAGUGAAAGCAGUAUAUAGGUUAACCUGCACAGCUGCUGCCUUCAGGUGUGUACAUAUGAGUACUCAAACUGCAUCAGGUUGCUCUCGCUUUUGUGUGUUUUUGUGUCAGACUUGCAUAUUGGGGUUUGGGUGUAUGACUCUGUUGAUAACUCUGUGUUGCUGAAUGUGAAUAUUGUUGAUUAAUCUAUAUAUGGCUGUGAUGAUAUUUAUUUGACAAGCAUAUUCCAGUGGUGCGUCGACAUAAUUAUGUGAAAGGAAGCAGGGUAAGCAGAUCAAUUCAUUCAUCAGCACAUCCACGACUCACUUCUGAACAGAGUAACUGCAUCAUCACUGAUACCAGCAGAAUCCACAUACUUACUGUCAAUAAAACUAUUUCUCUGUGCCAUACAUGGGUACUACUACUCGUGGAAAAUACUGUAAAUUCACUCCAGCAAGUUGUAAGUGCAUUGUUCAUAUCUUUCCCACGUUAAAUCAUGAGUUUGAUCGUUUGGGUUUUGUGGCCUUAUAUUUAGUGAUGACUUUGAAUUGAUUUCCUCUCAGCUUGUUUGGUUCUGAUUUUGAGUCACAUAUAUUUAUCUAUAAAGAAUGAUUUCCAGAUGUAUUGGGUCUAUGCCCUCAAAAGGCAGGUUUUGCACCACAGUUCAUGCAAAAGUUUUGUCCUUGUGUUUGCCAGUAUACUUCCAUGUAUUCGGUUGUAGAGUUCUUUGGUUUUCUUUGGGGUGUAAAGAAACUUUGAUGUAGACUGUGUCUGUUAAACAAUGAUAAUCCGUGCAAACAAACCCUUGGUCAUUCAUUCUGUACCGUUAUAAUUACACAAGUAGACGGUCUUCAAAACGGUGAAGACCAUGUUUCAAUGCUGCACGCUUGGAAACAUCUGUAUGUGAUGUAAGACAACAAACAAAAUCCUUCUGUGUUACAAAUAAACCCAUUUUCUUUA
Micropterus dolomieu (smallmouth bass) is the source of this 2811-nucleotide messenger RNA. Its product is annotated as ADP-ribosylation factor 3. Gene Ontology annotation, molecular function: GTPase activity; GTP binding. Gene Ontology annotation, cellular component: plasma membrane; cytoplasm. The record is from RefSeq and is a predicted model, not a curated record. NCBI's taxonomy places the organism in Eukaryota, Metazoa, Chordata, Actinopteri, Centrarchiformes, Centrarchidae. Gene Ontology annotation, biological process: vesicle-mediated transport; intracellular protein transport. Bases 233 to 778 code for a protein of 181 amino acids. The transcript has 5 exons.